AUGUUGAGAAUAGGGACUAGAACUAGAGCUAUAAAGUCCACUGCUCUCAAUUUAAGGAGUUUCACUACCUCUACUAUACUUGCUAAGAAUUCUACAACUACUACCACCCCUGACUCAUCUUCACAAGAUCCAUUGGAUGCUCCUAUGAGAAUAGCAGAAGAAUCAACAUUACCUUUUGUAGAACAUGAUUUAAAGAUUAAACCACGUCAACCCAAGAAGAAACUUCCAUUAUUAUCCGAACAUAAAGAAGAAAACCCCGAUUAUAAAAUGUCUGAUUUCAAACAACGUAUAGGUCAAUUUGUUAUUGAUACUUUAAAACUUGAUAUGGAUAAAUCAAGAGCUGGUACCGUUGCUGGUUCAGUUUAUUUUGCCGAUUGUAAAGUUCAAGGGUUAAUUUAUCCUGAUGAACCGUUAUCUGAUACUGCAAAAUUUUAUUAUAAAACUUUAAGAUUACCUACAUCUUUUGCUCAACAAACUCAAAUCACUUUCUUACAUUAUUGGAUGUUAUCAGUUAGAAUGAGAGCUAUGCCUUUUAAAUAUGGUAAGUUAUAUCAACAACGUUUGGUCGAUCGUAUAUUUAAAGAUAUGGAAUUAAGAAUGUCUAGUGAACUUGGUAUUAGUUCAAAUAGAGUUAUUGAAGGGAAUUUAAAGGAUUUUCAUGCUCAAUUAAUAGGUUCAGUACUUGGAUAUGAUGAAGGGUUAGUUACUGAUGAUGCUACUUUAGCAGCUGCAUUAUGGAGAAAUGUAUUUAAUGGUAAUCCAAAUGUUGAUAUGAGACAUGUUGAAGCAUUAUUAGCUUAUGUUAGAUCUCAAUUAUAUGUUUUAGAUAAGAUGUCUGAUCGAGAAUUUGGAUUUGGGAAAUUUAGAUUUGUUCCACCAAAUCAAGUGGUUAAACCAAUUACAAGUCAUCAAUUAGAAAUAAUGAGACAAAAGGCAAAGGAAGAAUUUGCUAAAUUGAAUUCUCCAUCUCAUAAGACUGUAUUAUCAUUGGAUGAAUAA
Molecule: messenger RNA, 999 nt
Organism: Hemisphaericaspora subhashii
Lineage: Eukaryota; Fungi; Ascomycota; Pichiomycetes; Serinales; Debaryomycetaceae
Exons: 1
Coding region: 1-999 (332 amino acids)
Biological process (GO): mitochondrial respiratory chain complex III assembly
Cellular component (GO): mitochondrion
Source: RefSeq, a predicted model, not a curated record